Messenger RNA from Danio aesculapii, 3156 nucleotides. Its product is annotated as sperm acrosome-associated protein 5. The record is from RefSeq and is a predicted model, not a curated record. The coding region runs from base 4 to 648 and encodes 214 amino acids. The transcript is spliced from 5 exons. Lineage: Eukaryota; Metazoa; Chordata; Actinopteri; Cypriniformes; Danionidae.
AAAAUGAAGAGUUUUCUCUUAGUGAAGAUGCUGUGUGCAUUUGCUCUGCUUCUGCUGGUGGCCAGAGCGACUGAAGCACGGAUUGUGAGUAAAUGUGAGCUGAAGGAGAAGCUGGAAGCAACUCAGAUCGAGGUCAUUAGAGCCAUGGGGGACAAAAUGAUUGUGGAGGAGCUCAUCUCUAGACUUGUCUGCAAAGCCAGCAUGACAGGCUUCAACACCAGCUUGGUUAAAACCAUCAUCGUCAACCCGAACCCCUUAAAUAUCUUCUCCACCCGGCGUUUGGUCUGGCGUCUGUAUGGCUUGUUUCAGCUCAGUGAUCAGUGGGCCUGUGAUUCUGGCCUGACACCGUCGCUCAACGUCUGUAACAUCAGCUGCUCUGACUUGAUCGAUGAUGACGUCACUGAUGACAUCGCCUGCUUGAAGACCGUGAUCAGCAGCAUUAAACCUAGACCCAAACAGAAGCCCAAUGAAAUAACUCUACCUAUUACAACAUUGAGCACUAUUUUGGUGAGGGAGUGUCACUUCAUUGUUGCCUCUGAGUAUUUCUUUGAGUGUCUGACUCCAACAUCACCAGUGACCGCAACAUCACCACAGACCGCAACAUCACUUUUAAAUGCAACACUGCAAGGGAAUGGAACAACAGCAUAAUUCACUCUUCUAACCCGCUGCAUCAUGUAGAUGUGAACUACAGAAUCGACAUGUUAUCUUACUACCAAUACAUAACCCUGCUUCUGAUUAGCCGUAUUGUUACUGUCACUUUAAGAACAAAACAUUCCAAUGAUUCCAUGGCAACAACCUUUGAUUACUGUCACUUUAUAAGCACAACUUUAUAUUGUUCUCAUGGUAACAUUGUUUAAUUUAUGCUACUUUAAAAACAUAACACUCCAAUGUUCUCAUGAUAACAGUCUUUGAUUUCUGUCACUUUUAAAAGCACAACAUUACAUUGUUCUCAUGGUAACGGCGUUUAAUUUGUUACUAUAAAAAACACAACAUUCCAAUGAUUCCAUGGCAACAGCCUUUGAUUUCUGUCACUUUUAAUAGCACAACAUUACAUUGUUCUCAUGGUAACAGCGUUUAAUUUGUUACUAUAAAAAACACAACAUUCCAAUGAUUCCAUGGCAACAGCCUUUGAUUUCUGUCACUUUUAAUAGCACAACAUUACAUUGUUCUCAUGGUAACAGCGUUUAAUUUGUUACUAUAAAAAACACAACAUUCUAAUGAUUCCAUGGCAACAGCCUUCGAUUUUUGUCACAUUUAAAAAGCAGAAUAAUCAAUUGUUCUCAUGAUAACAACAUUUAAUCUGUUAUUUUUAAAACACAACAUUCCAUUGAUUCCAUAGCAAUAGCAUUUAAAUUAUAUUACUUUAAAAACAACAUUCUAAUGAUUCCAUGGCAACAGCCUACGAUUUCUGUCACUUUAAAAAGCACAACAUUUUAUUGUUCUCACGGUAAUGGCGUUUAAUUUGUUAUUAUAAAAAACACAACAUUCCAAUAAUUCCAUGGCAACAGCCUUCGAUUUCUGUCAAUUCCAUUGUUCUCGUGGUAACAACGCUUAUGUUACUUUUAAAAAUAUAACAUUCCAUUGAUUCCAUGGCAACAGUGUUUAAUUUAUAUUACUUUGAAAACAUAACAUUGCAACGAUUCCAUGGCAACAGCCUUCAAUUACUAUCACUUUCAAAAGCACAACAUUCCAAUUUUCUCGUGGUAACGAUGCUUAUGUUACUUUAAAAAAUAUAACAUUAAAACAAUUCCAUGGUAACAGCCUUUGAUUUCUGUCACUUUUAAAAGAACAACAUUCCAUUGUUCUCACGGUAACAUGGUUUAAUUUAUAUAACUUUUAAAACACAACAUUCCAGUGAAUCCAUGGCAACAGCCUUUGAUUUCUGUCACAUUUAAAAAGCAGAAUAUUCCACUGUCCUCGUGGUAACAGCAUUUAAUUUAUGUUACGUUAAAAACAACAUUCCAUUGAUUCCAUGGCAACAGCCUUUGAUUACUGUCACUUUAUAAGCACAACUUUAUAUUGUUCUCAUGGUAACAUUGUUUAAUUUAUGCUACUUUUAAAACAUAACACUCCAAUGUUCUCAUGAUAACAGCCUUCGAUUUCUGUCAGUUUAAAAAGCACAACAUUACAUUGUUCUCAUGGUAACAGCGUUUAAUUUGUUACUAUAAAAAACACAACAUUCCAAUGAUUCCAUGGCAACAGCCUUUGAUUUCUGUCACUUUUAAAAGCACAACAUUGCACUGUUCUCAUGGUAACAGCGUUUAAUUUGUUACUAUAAAAAACACAACAUUCCAAUGAUUCCAUGGCAACAGCCUUCGAUUUUUGUCACAUUUAAAAAGCAGAAUAAUCAAUUGCUCUCAUGAUAACAACAUUUAAUCUGUUACUUUAAAAACACAACAUUCCAUUGAUUCCAUAGCAACAGCAUUUAAAUUAUAUUACUUUAAAAACACAACAUUCUAAUGAUUCCAUGGUAACAGUCAUAGAUGUCUGUCACUUUAAAAAGCACAACAUUGCAUUGUUCUCAUAGUAACGGCGUUUAAUUUGUUACUAUAAAAACACAACAUUCUAAUGAUUCCAUGGCAACAGCCUACGAUUUCUUUCACUUCCAUUGUUCUCAUGGUAACAACGCUUAUGUUACUUUUAAAAAUAUAACAUUCCAUUGAUUCCUUGGGCAACAGCGUUUAAUUUAUAUUUCUUUGAAAACAACAUUACAAUGAUUCCAUGGCAACAGCCUUCAAUUCUUGUCACUUUUAAAAGCACAACUUUCCAUUGUUUUCAUGGUAAUAUGGUUUCAUUUGUCACUUUAAAAGCACAACAUUCCAUUCUUUCCAUGGCAACAGCGUUUAAUUUAUAUUACUUUGAAAACAUAACAUUCCAAUGAUUCCAAUACAACAGCCUUCGAUUUCUGUCACUUUUAAAAGCACAACAUUCCAUUGUUCCCAUGGUAACAGUAUUUGUUCCAUUAAAAUAUAACAUUCCAUUGUUUUCAUGGCAACAGCGUUUGAUUUCUGUCACUUUAAGAACGCGAUCUUCUGAUGUUUCUUUUGAAUGGUGAUGGGGUCAAUAUGGCGGUGGUGGGACCUGUGUGAGUUUAAUAAACAUAUAAAGCCUCUGAAUAAAGGGUGCUGGUGCUUUAAUAAACUUUUAUUUAUUGGA